GGCCGCCGGGACGGCUCCGCAGCUGCGGGAAGGCCGGCCCCCGGGCCACGGCCGGAGACUGUCUCUUAUUGCUGGCUGGACACCUCCGCCUGGCUAAGCCUAGCCAUCCCUCAGGAUCUACCUCCCUCAGUCCGGGUUGGGCUGGCCUCACAAAUGCCACUACUCGGGGUCGCCCUCAACUGUGUCUCCGGGAGGGGUAGGCCGAGGAGACUGCCCUUCCCGGAACUCCCCGAGAGCGAGAGCUCCGAGCGCCCGGAAACUACAAUUCCCAGGGCUCUGAGCGCCCCCAGGGGCGGGACUUCCUGGCGGCGACUCGCGCGGAGAAGAGAUGGCCGAGGCGCCGGGCUCGGGGCACCGCUCGCUAUACAAGGCGGCGGGUUCGCCGUCCUGGAAAGAGGCUUUUCGGCAGGGAUGCCUGGAGAGAAUGAGAAACAGCCGGGACAGACUCCUGAACAGAUACCGCCAGGCAGGAGGCGGUGUGCCAGGGAGUGCUCAGAGCACCCUUCUGGUGCACGAAGUGAUGGAAGAGGAGUGGAGUGCGUUGCGGUCGGUGGAGGGCCGUCCAGAGGUCUCGGCUCAGUUGGAGGAGCCCGUGGACCUGGCUGUGCUCGAGGAGAUCCAGCAGGAGCUGGCCGACCAAGAGCGGAGCAUCAUCAGCGAGUAUGAGAAGAGCUUGCAGUUCGACGAGCGGUGUCUCAGCAUCAUACUGGCUGAAUGGGAAGCAAACCCCCUCAUCUGUCCUGUGUGCACAAAGUCCAACCUGAGGGUAGCCAAUGGCGUGGUCACGUGUCCGUGUGGCCUGUACCUCUCCAAUCACUUUCCGGAGUUGACGGAGCAAAGGCUUCGCGCCUGCAUAGAGGACAGCGUGAACGCGCACAGUGCACACUGUCCCCACACGCCUGAAUUUUCGGUCACACAGGCGACAGGAGAAAGGCCCACUCUUCUCAUGAGCUGCCUGGUGUUUAAAAGUGCAGUUCUCUGAGGGGUUUACUUGCCCAGGAAGAUGAAGCCACUGAAACUACCGGAAGGGAGGGGACAGAGGCCACCCAGGAGUGGGGAGCCUGGCCCAGAGUCAGCGGAUAUUGUCACACUCACGAGACCCAGACAGGCCGGUCCGUGUCCGUUGUGCAGGAGGGCGUCAGGUCACUGGGGAGACAAAUGCCCCUGUGAGGGGGCUGGACGGUGGGGAGGGAGGCAUUUGUGCCGCGGGCUCCGUCUGUGACGAGGGGACGUGUCCCCACUGCUGGGGGCGGGAAGCAGGCUCGCGUCAGGCUCGUCCUCCAGGGAGACCGAGCCGGCCCUGGAGUCCGGGUCUCUGGUUCCAGCGCCUCCGCUGUUCCCUGCUCGGGGCUCGGGCCGGUGGGGACCGGCUUUCCCGCAGGCGGGGUGGGGAGGACCCUGGGUGAGGUUUAAGUGGCAGGCGGCCGUGCCCCCUGCUCCAGCCCCUCACAGACCAGGCACCUCCGGGGGCUCCCGCUCUGCGUCCGACGCUCGAGGCUGGUUUGCACCUGUGACUGAGCACUGCCGCGUGCACCGUGGCAGCCCGAGUCCUGCUGUUCUUGGGCUCCCGCUGUGCCUGAUGCCGCGUCUCCGCGACACCACUCGUGCCUUCGUCCUUGAGGGCGACCCCACACCUUGACUGUCCUCCCAGCCCCAGCACGUAGGCAGGUGCCUGAUGCGUCUGCAGCAACGGGUUGAGGUCGGGGUGGGGGCUCAGACGGGGCGCAGGUCAAGUGGCUUCAGCCCCCGCCUCCUUGCGGAGAUGGGCGAGCCAGCCACCUGAGGCGUGUGGCGCAGGAACGUGAGCCCCAGCCGCGGGCUGGAGGGAGUGGCUGGGAGCACCCAGCGGCACCCCAGCGCGUGGCCGUCGCGGGCCCCGGUCCGUGGGGUCAGGGCCCCGAAGCUCUGAGCAGAGGGAAGGCGGGCGGAGGUGAGGCCAGCCCUCCUGGGCACAGCUUGCCAGCGCGGCCUUCCCGUGGGGAGAGACCCCCGUGGGGCCGGCGGGUGACAGAAGCAGGGUUGAGUUCACGUGCCCGGAGCACUGGAACUCGGGUCGCCAGGCCUCUGGCUUCACGUGAGGGGGAGUCCAGGACCGAGGGGUCAGGCUGCGGGGGGUUCGGCCUGGAUGUGGGGCCUGAGGCGAAGCCGCAGGUGCGGGCUACGAAAGGUCACGCGUGGCCACGAGGACACGGGAGGCAGGAGAUGUGCGUGCGGUCUGGGCUGGUCACAGGCUGGAGGGCACUAGACCCCAGAAAGCCACAUGUAUCCCCUGUGGAAGCGGUUGGGGACUCCGUGGCAUGGUGGCCGGGUGAGCGGUCAGGGAGUCAGGAGCCUGUUUUCACUCCGAUGCUUACCGGGCCUCAAGUUGGGGUUCUGCCCGUGGGGGGCACGCGUGGUCUGUACCUCCCUGCGGCACAUGCCUGUUUGAGGCCCAGGGUCAGUGGGAGGAGCCUCACCUCCCCGCGUGGCCGCAAAAGCCACCAGCUGUCAGAGGCUUGAAUCUGGCCUCUGGCUUCCCCCGUCCCAAGGGGGAGGGCGUUUGAGUGUCUCUGGGAUGUGAUCUUAGCUGGAGGCCACCGUGCUGGUGCUGGCAGACUGCUGGCAGCCAAGGCAGUCGUCCUGGGGCUGCGGGAGGGCGGUCCCCAGCACAGCCCCAGAGGCAGGCUCUCCAUGCUGGCGCCACACCGCCCAAACCAGCCGUGACGACCUGAGUUCUG
Molecule: messenger RNA, 2717 nt
Organism: Prionailurus viverrinus (fishing cat)
Lineage: Eukaryota; Metazoa; Chordata; Mammalia; Carnivora; Felidae
Gene: RPAIN
Product: RPA interacting protein
Exons: 7
Coding region: 329-982 (217 amino acids)
Biological process (GO): protein import into nucleus
Cellular component (GO): PML body; nucleus
Source: RefSeq, a predicted model, not a curated record